This is a messenger RNA of Cannabis sativa, 3685 nucleotides long. RefSeq names its product MDIS1-interacting receptor like kinase 2-like. Lineage: Eukaryota; Viridiplantae; Streptophyta; Magnoliopsida; Rosales; Cannabaceae. The transcript has 2 exons. The record is from RefSeq and is a predicted model, not a curated record. Bases 38 to 3685 code for a protein of 1215 amino acids. Gene Ontology annotation, molecular function: ATP binding; protein kinase activity; protein binding. Gene Ontology annotation, biological process: protein phosphorylation.
AUCAAAGCUUUACAAACUAAACUGAUCAAUCAACACCAUGAAAAGAGUUUCACAAACUCAUUUCUCUGUUAUUCUUCUUCUUCUUGUUUUUAUUUUUGUUUGGCUUCCAUUGAAGAUUACUUGCUCACCAAGAACACAAGCAGAGGCUCUCAUAACAUGGAAGAAAAGCUUAUCAAUGGAAUCAUCUUCUCUGGAUUCAUGGGACAGCAACAACAUCAUUAAUCUCUGCAACUGGACUAAUGUUGUCUGUGAUGUUUCCAAUGGAGAAAUCUCACAAAUAGACCUCUCCAACUUGGAGCUCAAUGGAAAAUUGGACAAGUUCAACUUCACUCCAUUUCUUAACAUCACUGUCUUCAACCUCAACAAUUGCAAGCUCUCUGGUUCCAUACCACCAGCCAUUGGUAAUCUCACCAAGCUCACUUUGUUGGACUUGAGUGACAAUGAUAUUGAAGGUGAAAUCCCAUUGGAGAUAACCCAAUUGUCAGAGCUUCAAUAUCUAAGUUUGUUCAACAAUUUUCUUGAGGGGCCAAUACCUUAUCAGAUCAGUAAUCUCAAAAAGGUAUGGUACUUAUCACUUGGAGCAAACAAUUUGGUGAAUUCUGAUUGGUCUAAAUUUUCAACCAUGCCUUCAUUGACUUACCUUGAUUUAUUCUUGAAUUUUUUCAAUUCAACAUUCCCUGAUUUCAUAUCAAAGUGUAAGAACUUAACUUUCUUAGACAUGUCUCAAAACAGUUGGACUGGUUCAAUUCCUGAAUCUGUGUUUUCCAAUCUUGUCAAACUCCAAUCUUUCAAUCUCACCAAUAUUGGAUUCAAGGGUCAUUUGUCAGCCAACAUUUCAAAUCUUUCUCAGCUCACACACCUUCAUUUUCCAAAUAACUUUCUCAGUGGGGAAAUUCCUCAAGGAAUUGGUUUGUUGCAUAAUCUUGAGGUUCUUGAAUUGUAUAACAAUACCUUUAGUGGGAGUAUUCCUUCUUCUAUUGGUCAACUCAAGAAUCUUUUGACUCUUGAUCUUAGGACGAAUUUCUUAAACUCAACGAUUCCUUCUCAGCUUGGUUCUUGCACUAAGCUCAGUUACUUGGCUUUGGGUGCAAAUAAUCUCAGAGGGGAAAUUCCUUUGUCAUUAUCCAAUCUGAAUAGUCUCACAGAAAUUGGUAUAUCAGAUAACAAACUUUCUGGUCCUCUCUCCUCUGAAUUGAUCUCUAAUUGGACUUCUCUCACCUUAUUACAACUUCAAAACAACACACUUAGUGGGAAAAUUCCAAAAGAAAUUGGCUUAUUGAAAAACAUCACCUUCAUUUUCCUGUACCAGAAUAAUUUCACUGGUUCAAUUCCUUCUGAGAUUGUUAACUUGGAGCAACUUGGAAGCUUGGAUCUUUCUGGUAACCAUCUCACAGGUCCAAUUCCAAAGUCUCUAUGGAACCUCAAAAGCCUCUUCGCAAUCCAACUUUUCUACAACAAUCUGAAUGGAACAAUCCCACCAGAGAUUGGAAAUCUAGAACUCCUCCAAACUUUUGAUGUCAACACCAACCAACUUUCAGGAGAGUUACCAGUUACCAUUUCCAGCCUCAGAAACUUGGAGGGCUUCUCUGUUUUCACCAAUAACUUCGAAGGAACAAUCCCAAAAGACUUUGGCAAGUUCAGUCCUAAUUUGAAUGUCAUUAGCUUUUCAAACAAUAGCUUCAAUGGAGAAUUGCCACUCCAUUUGUGCAGCGGUUUAAAGCUCGAAACUUUAACUGUAAACAACAACAAUUUCACCGGAUCAUUGCCAGAAUGCCUGAGAAAAUGCACCAACUUAACCAGAGUUAGACUUGACCAGAACAAUUUCACAGCAAACAUCACCAAUGCCUUUGGUUCUCACCCCAAACUUGAAUCAAUCUUUUUUGAUGAUAACCAAUUCAUUGGUCAAAUUUCAAGCACAUGGGAAAAAUGCAAGAAUCUCACCAGAUUGCAGAUGGGUCGAAACAAAAUCUCUGGUAAAAUCCCACCUGAGCUUGGAAACAUGAAAAAGUUGCAAUAUUUGAGCUUGGAAUCAAAUAACUUGAGUGGAGAAAUUCCUGCUGAACUGGGGAAUCUAAGGCAACUAUACUUUCUCAAUCUCAGUAACAAUAAUUUGAUUGGGAAAAUACCUCAAAGUCUAGGCAAUAUAGCUGGUAUUCUAGAAACUCUUGAUUUAUCACGAAACAAUUUAAGUGGAAAUAUACCAGAAUGGCUCAGUAGUUGCAGAAGUUUGUACACCUUGAAUCUUAGCCACAAUAUACUCACAGGUAAGAUACCAGAGCUUGGAAAUUUGGUGUCUUUGCGUUAUGCAUUGGAUCUCAGCUGCAAUUCACUAUUUGGAGAGAUACCCUCAAGCCUCUCUAAGCUUAUAAUGCUGGAAAUUCUCAACAUCUCUCAUAACCACCUCUCUGGUAGUAUUCCACAAUCAUUUUCCAACCUAAUAAGUUUAAGUUACAUCGAUUUUUCUUACAACAACUUGAUAGGUCCGAUCCCAACUGGAGCCAUUUUCCUGAAUGCACCAGGAAGUGCCUUUGAUGGAAACCUUGGAUUGUGUGGAAAUCGUAAAGGAAUCAAGCCCUGCAAAAGACAUGAUAACAGUAGAAGUAAGAAUGUUGUAAUAUUAAUUAUUACUCUUGUUUGUGGGCUAGUAGUGUUGGUUACUGUCAUUGUAAUCACUAUCAUAUUGUGCCAUAAAAAAGGUUCCAGCCAAAAUGACACUCAUCAGUCAUUGAUAUGGGGGGAGGCAAAAUUCACAUUUGGAGAAAUUGUAGAGGCAACUGAAGAUUUUGAUGACAAGUACUGCAUUGGAAAAGGAGGCUUUGGCACUGUUUACAAGGCUAUAUUAAGAUCGCAAGAGCUAGUUCUUGCGGUUAAGCGGUUGCACAUGUCAGAUUCAAGUGAUAUUCCAGAAGUUAGUCGCAUAAGUUUCCAGAAUGAGAUUCGAACUCUGACUAAAGUCCGACACAGAAACAUCGUAAAACUUUAUGGGGUUUGUACAAAAAAGAGUCAAUUGUAUUUGGUGUAUAAAUAUGCAAACAGAGGCAGUCUUUCUAAAGUAUUAUAUGACUCAACCGAUCUUGAUUGGGAUUCAAGGGUGAAGAUAGUUCAAGGAUUGGCCCAUGCAAUUUCAUACUUGCACCACGACUGUUCUCCACCAAUCAUUCAUCGCGAUGUGUCAAUAAACAAUGUACUACUCGGAUCCAAUUUCGUUCCAAUGUUGUCAGAUUUUGGCACUGCUCGAUUGUUGAUCCCUAAUUUGUCUAUCUGGACAAAUGUAGUUGGGUCUUAUGGCUACAUGGCCCCAGAACUGGCUUUAACCAUGCGUGUGACAGAAAAGUGCGAUGUGUACAGUUUUGGAGUGGUAGCUUUGGAAAUUAUGAUAGGAAAACACCCAGGAGAAUUGUUGGAAUAUUUAUCAUCAUUAUCUCGGUCGAAAACAUUAUCAGAGAAUAUGUUGCUAAAAGAUGUGUUAGAUCGAAGGUUGUUACCUCCAACUGGAAGAUUAUCAAUGGUUGUGGCAUUAGUUGUGAGCUUGGCCUUAUCAUGUACUAGAAGUGAACCAGAGUCACGACCCACCAUGCAUUUGGUUUCCCAGGAAUUGUCAACAAAGAUUACUCAAGCUUCUAUGAUUCGUGAGCCAUUGAGAACCAUUACAAUUGAGAAGCUUGUUGCACAUCAAUAUCAGUAA